Molecule: messenger RNA, 981 nt
Organism: Ruditapes philippinarum (Manila clam)
Lineage: Eukaryota; Metazoa; Mollusca; Bivalvia; Venerida; Veneridae
Product: sodium channel protein 60E-like
Exons: 3
Coding region: 1-933 (310 amino acids)
Biological process (GO): sodium ion transmembrane transport; neuronal action potential; membrane depolarization during action potential
Cellular component (GO): voltage-gated sodium channel complex; plasma membrane
Molecular function (GO): voltage-gated sodium channel activity
Source: RefSeq, a predicted model, not a curated record
AUGAAUCUAGUGAAACCAUUCUUCUUCGUCUACGCUCCGAUACUCUACGCUACGAAAGGUGUGAUACUGGAGGACUUGUUACAGAAUGUCAACUUCAGUCCAACGUUACUGCGUGUUGUCCGUGUAUUCCGAAUAGGCCGCGUACUACGUUUGAUUAAGGCGGCAAAGGGUAUAAGGAAACUCAUAAAGGGGGAGGUGGGCAUUACUGAGGAUGAUUUUGAAAUGUUUUAUACUGUGUGGGAACGCUAUGAUCCUCUCGCCACACAGUUUAUCAAAUUUGAACAAUUGUCUCAUUUUGUAGCGGAUUUAGAACCGCCUUUAUGUAUUCCAAAGCCAAACGAAAUAGCACUUGUGUCGUUUGAUCUACCAAUAGUAGAAGGAGAUAAGUUACAUUGUCUUGACGUACUUAUGGCUCUUGUAAAGUACGUGCUCGGUAGUGUAGACGAAACACCGGAGUUUAAAGAACUUCAUCAACAAAUGGAAGUUCGAUUCCAAGAUGCUUUCCCAACACGUGUAAAUACAAAUCGUAAAACCACGACCAUGAUGCGGAAAAAGGAAGAUGUCGCUGCGAAAACAUUACAGCGCGCUUGGAGAAGUUGGAAAACACAGAAACAAAUGAAAAAUAUUGCAUCAUUGGCAAUACAACAACAAAAUCAAAAGAAAACUGGUCAAACUAAGGAGGCUCGUGGUAAAGCUAGCUCUAUACGUAAUCUUAGUGUACGUUUGUCGACAGCGUUAACGGGAUUUUUUGGCUCCUCUAGACCUUCCAGUGCUAUCAGUAGAGUAAGUGUGACAAGUAUCAAUGAAAAGAAGCAACAGUCUAAACCGAAGAGUGAUAAUAACUCUAAAAGAGCAAAAGCUCGAGACGCGCUUGAGAUGCCUAAAGUUUCUGUUUUAUACAGCCCCGAGAAAGAUGCUGAUAUAGUUUUGUGAUGAAACUACAUGUACGUAUAGUUUCUUAUUGAUUGUUUUUGUUACUUG